UUUCAAAAUGAAACCUCAUCUGGAAGAUACUCACAGUCCAUCUUCGAUCCAAAAUAAGUACAAAGUUCAAACUGAAUCUCAUUCAAUAUGCGAUGCAAUGAUAUCUAGUGAAAUGGAGUGGCUCCUGCACUAUCUCUGGCACAAAGAAGUUGGAAAGCCAGUGAUUAAAUACAACUUUAAAAUCCCUGACACUGUCAUUUACAAAAUUUGAAGGCCAUAUGCCUGGUACUUCACCUCAAAAGAAGGUUUUAUUCUAAAGAAGACCAAGGCCAAGCUUACUCAUGAAUAUGUCUAUGAUACUUUUACCAAAAAGUUAACCAACGAUGUUGUAGCUACAGCCUAUAGAAUUGGUACUGCAAAACUAGCCUCUACCGUAACUCUGGAAUAUCUCCAUAAAAAGGAAUUCAACGAUUUUGUGUAUUUCAAUGAAGACAAGCUCCACUUAGAGAUCCUACAAAAAUUUCCUGUUUGAAAAGGAAAAUACAACGAAGUCAUUCGUUGUGAUUGGACUCCAACAAUUAACAUAGUAGAGAAAAGAUCCAACGCUAUACUUUUUAAUAAGACCAACUGAUCUCCUUACGAGAAAGUAGUCACUUACGAAGGCCCAACAGAAAUGUCUAAAUCAGAAAGUGUUGUCUCCAAAAUUCUUUUAACUGAUAUCAAUGUGGCCUGUAAAUUCAUAGCUGACCAACUUUCAUCUCAUGGAGCUUCACUAAAACAUGCUAAUUUUUAUUUCAAACUUGAUGAGAAUGAUGAACUUGUCUUAAUUUUUGCUAACAAUUUUAAGGUUGAGCCAUUCAUCAGAGUAUGAACGGGCUUCAAAGAUAUCACUUUGACCAUACCAGAUGCCGCUCUCCAGGACCUUCUCUCGAGAAGAACCAAUGAAGAAGAGGGAAAGAACAACUCGACAACCCAUUCAGAAAUAAAGAAAGGCAUAAGCACACAAAUGCAAUGCCCUUUCUGUAAAUAAAUUCAUCACAAAAACAGGGUCCUAUGAAUUCACCCUAAAAUUCAUCUUAAACGUAUACCAAUACUACAUCUCAUUACCUAAGAGCAGUUCACUCGAUGAAGGUAAAACCGUAGCUGAACCAAUUCAUCAAAUUUUCGAAUACAAAAGCUGAGUUAACAAAUAUUUACAUAAAAUAAUUGAAACCCAAACCGAAAGUGAAGCUGAAGACAACGAAGUGCAACAGGAGCCUCUCAAAUCCCAACAUCAGAAAUCUGAAGUUCCCAGAAUAAUAAAAGCUAUUUGCCCAAAAAUGGCUUAUAAGACGUACCAAAAUAAGCUGAACGACCCUAACUGGUUGUACAAGAGUAUUUUACUGUGCGACCAGUGAUACAGCUAUAUUAAAGAUAUAUCAGAUGCAAUGAUGUUUAACAAGACUCUGGCACUCUACAAAGACGAAAUUAAAAUAGAUAGCCUUAAUGACAAAACUCUUCAAGAAAAACUCAAACAACUUGAUAAUCAAAUGUAUUCCCUUGAGAAUAAUUCUGUUGAUGAAAUGAGCACGAAAAAGAUCUCUCCAGAAAGAACAGGGAUGGAGAUGCUUCACAAAGAACCACUUAACCUCAAGUACUCCAGCACCCGUAAAUUUGUACCAAAAGUUUCAGUAAACAAGAGAGAUAUAUCUGGAACUAGAAAUAAAACAUUUGGCAAAGAUGGUUUUACCCCAAGAAUCCACCAAGAGAACCAAAGAGCAUUCUCUAAAGGCUCUUUAAGAGGUACUCUAGACUCUGAAGCAGAGUCAAAUCCAGAAAUUAAAACUCUUAACAAAUGCUCAACAGCUAGAAUUCUAUUAAACCGUUCAAAGCCAAGGAUUCCAAAAUGAUUACCAAAAGGAAAGAUAAAAUCAAAUGCUCUCUUUGUUCCAACUCUCACUAAUACAUCUAAAACAAACUUUCCAGAGCUUCCUCAAAUAAUGAGAAGAAAUAAUUCAGGUAUCUUGUGCAUACCAAAGGCUUCUAAAAUUAGCAAGGAAGCCAGUUUAAUCAAAAGAAAUCUCAGAAAGCCACCUUCUGAGAAGAUAAUUGAUUACAUAUCCUUAAGCUCCAACAUUAAAGUUAAUCUGAAAAAGCCGACUUCAAGAGAAAUAUAUUCAAGUAGAUCCUCCAUAAAAGAGACUCUAGCAAAGCCAUCAACUGCAUUCAAGGCAAGAAGGAACAAAAAGGGUCUGAGCAUUAAAAUCAAGAGUAAGAGAGACACUCAAGUCAAAAGCGGGCAAAACUCAGCCAGAAAUGCCUACACUGCUUUUUCUCAAAAAAGGCCAGUUUAAUUCCU
Molecule: messenger RNA, 2278 nt
Organism: Moneuplotes crassus
Lineage: Eukaryota; Ciliophora; Spirotrichea; Euplotida; Euplotidae
Source: the annotation of a GenBank genome assembly